Messenger RNA from Adineta ricciae, 1848 nucleotides. The record is from the annotation of a GenBank genome assembly. Lineage: Eukaryota; Metazoa; Rotifera; Eurotatoria; Adinetida; Adinetidae.
AUGAUGUCUUUUAUAACAUUAUGGUACUAUUGUUGGAAAUCAAAGUUUGGUAACAAGGAAAUUUCAUGCAACACAGAAGCUACACCAUUGCAAUUCGAUUUUCGAGUAACCGAGACGUACAACGACUCACAAACGAUUUAUCGGUCAACGAGGAUCGAUGAAAACAUGUGUCAUGCACAGAAAUGCGAAGUAUUCCUUUGGGAUGAUUCGAGCACAUUCGAAUCUUCUCGGACAUUGCUCGAACAAAUUAAAUUAACGGUACGGCACAGCAAGAGUUUUACAAAUAAACAAGAAUGCAUCCAAUGCAUUAAAGAAAAUAGUGAGCGUAUUAUUUUGGUGGCUGCAAAUGAAAAGGCAACAGGAGAUGUUCUUUCUGAAUGUGGUGCUCUGCCACAAUUGAAAGCUAUUUAUGUCCUGAACUCGAAUGCAGAUUCGCUAACAGAUAAAAAGCUUGUCUAUUUUCCUGAUUCAAUAGCACUAACACAGCAAAUUGCAUCGAUCACCCAAUUGACAAAACAAGAAUCACCGACAAUAUCUUGCUGGAAUUUAGGUCAACGAACUAUGUCCGAACUUAACUCAGAAGCUGCUUCAUUCAUGUGGUCACAAAUGUUACUUGAAAUACUUAAGGAAUUUCCAACUGGUGCUCAUGAUUUGGACGAUAUGAUAGCGGCGUGCCAGGAUCACUACCGGGAUAAUGCCACUCAACUGAAGACAAUCGACGAGUUUCGUAAGAGUUAUAGUCCUUCAAGUAGUAUCCAAUGGUACACGAAGGAUAGUUUUGUCUACCGCCGAGUGAAUGAAGCAUUACGAACAAUCGAUAUUGAUGCUCUUUAUACUUAUCGUGCGUUCAUUGUGGAUCUUUGCUCCCAACUGCAAAGACAACAACAGUUGGAACCUUUCUCGACAUCGACUGUAACCCUCUACCGUGGACAGACGAUGUUUGUUUGGGAGCUGAACAAAUUUAUCAAGAAUAUUGAUCAGCUUGUUUCAAUCAAUGCAUUUUUCUCGGCGUCAUUAAAUGAACGUGUAGCUGAAGCUUUCAGCGGAUCUGACGUUUUUGCACGUAUCGACAAACUGAGCACAAAUAAAGCCGAAGAAGAAGUGCUGUUCAAUCUAUUCACUGUUUUUCGAGUCGUCAACGUUCUUGAAGAACUUAAUGGACAUCGCUGGCGAAUUUAUUUGGAAGCGACAGACGAGGGCCGAGAAGCACUCGAUGAUUAUCUAAAAAUUUCGAAAUCUGACGUAGAAACUGCUACGAAUGAAAUCAGUUUUGGACGAAUACUCAUGCACAUGGGACAAUAUGGACGAGCAGUCAAAUAUUUCGCAUUACUCAUUUCUAGGCUGGAUCCAAGCGAUGUAUCUAAUCGUGCAAACAUAAUUUGUAACCAAUCCGACUGUCUUUAUCAUAUGUGCGAAUACGAAAAAGCAAGAUUGUGCCUAGAAGAUGGUCUCUCAAGGCUCGAUCAAAUGAAUAUGUCUAAAGAUGACAUUUUCUAUCUUCGGUGCCGUUUUCGUCUGGCUAAUUUAUUGCUUUUUACAAAUCAACUGAAACCAGCACUGAGCAUCUACGACGAAACACUACAAAGACAACGAAGAACAUUACAUGCAGAUCACGUCCAUAUUGCCGACACACUGAAAAGUAUAGGAAAUUGGUAUGGAAAUAAUGUCGGCUAUCAUGAAUCGCUGACAUAUAGGAGAGAAGCGCUGAGAAUAUAUGAAAAGUCUUUACCAGAAUAUCAUCCGAAGCGGAUCAGUGUUAUGAGAUCACUUGCUGGCACCUACGAAGCUCUUGGGCAAUUUGAAAAGGCACUUGACUAUCUGAAUCAAGCACUUCAACAUCAGAAUUGA